UGCCAGUCAAUCCAUUUCCGUGACGAAGAAGAGAAGAGAAUGGAUCUUCUGUGCAACGCAUAUUCGAAUACCUCAGACGACGAUGACGAAGAAGAAGAAGAAGGAGAAAACCCAAAACGACAGAGAGUAUCACUCUCUUCCUCUAACCUACCCAAACCCUAUCUUCCUUUUCCUUCGCCUAUUUCCAACCCCCAAACGCAAACGCAAGCUCACAUUCCUGGAACAUACAUUUCCAAACGCCAACGCGCAUCGAUGGUUCCUCUCUCUCCCUCUCUUCCUGAAUCUGUCCCUGUUCCUUCUCCGUUUACUCUAUCUGGGAAUAUCUCAGAUGCUGAUAUACCCCAUGUUAUUUUACCAUUGUUGAAAAGUAAAGCAAAGGGUCAUCAAAGCCUGAGCCCAAAAUCUGAAAAGCUAUCUGCAACACUUUAUGGGCAUACAAAAGCUGUCAAUGCUAUACAUUGGUCAUCAAUUCAUGCUCAUCUCCUUGCAUCUGGUGGGAUGGAUCAUAUGGUUUACAUAUGGAAUGUAUGGAGCAGAAAUCAGAAGAAAGCAUGUGUGCUGAACUUCCACAAUGCAGCAGUCAAAGAUGUGAAAUGGUCUCAGCAAGGGCACUUUCUGCUUUCUUGUGGAUAUGAUUGCACUUCUAGGUUGGUUGAUGUUGGGAAGGGAUUGGAGACUCAAGUGUUCAGAGAAGAUCAAAUAGUCGGAGUUAUAAAGUUUCAUCCAGACAAUUCAAAUCUUUUCCUUUCUGGAGGAUCAAAGGGCCAUAUCAAACUAUGGGAUAUCAGAACUGGCAAAGUUGUGCAUAACUAUAAUCGAAAUUUAGGUCCAGUUCUAGAUGUUGAGUUUACACGGAAUGGGAAACAAUUCAUUUCUUCUAGUGACGUAUCUGGAAGUAAUGUCAGCGAGAAUUCUAUUAUUGUUUGGGAUGUGUCAAGACAGGUACCAUUGUCUAAUCAGGUUUAUGUGGAAGCUUAUACCUGUCCCUGUGUAAGGUGCCACCCAUUUGAUUCGAUUUUCGUUGCUCAAUCAAAUGGGAAUUAUGUUGCAAUUUUUACUACCACCCCACCUUACAGACUCAACAAAUAUAAGCGAUAUGAGAACCAUGGGGUCUCCGGGUUCCCGAUUAAGUGCAAUUUCAGCUUGGAUGGGAAAAAACUUGCCUCUGGCUCUUCUGAUGGUUCUAUCUACCUUUAUGAUUAUCAUUCAUCUAAAGUUGUGAAGAAAAUCAAGGCCUAUGACCAAGCAUGCAUAGACGUUGCCUUCCACCCAGUUAUACCUAAUGUUAUUGCUUCAUGCUCAUGGGAUGGAAGUGUUUUGGUAUUUGACUAGUGUUACCCAAUAUCAUCCCAAUUUCAGGGUAGUCUUUUAAUUUUCUCAAGGGAGUAAAGGGCAUGCAUUUGAUUGCUGCUAGAAAAUGGCUUUCUAUGAAAUGGGAAUCUGAGUGGAGAUGUCUAGCUUUCUCUAUGUCCUAUGCAGCUGUUUUAACUUUGUCACAAAUACUAUGUGAAUGAUGAAACCUUCUCCCACAAGUCUUAUUCGUUGCUUAAGUGUGCUCCUUUUACUGUUGUACUGUGGAUUUAAUAUUUGAUUCACUUAUUACAACAAUAGUGUAUCACAGUGUGAAUUGUUUAAAAAGCAGUUUAAAGUAUUUAC
Molecule: messenger RNA, 1656 nt
Organism: Abrus precatorius (Indian licorice)
Lineage: Eukaryota; Viridiplantae; Streptophyta; Magnoliopsida; Fabales; Fabaceae
Product: WD repeat-containing protein 25
Exons: 4
Coding region: 40-1332 (430 amino acids)
Molecular function (GO): protein binding
Source: RefSeq, a predicted model, not a curated record